Messenger RNA from Lytechinus pictus (painted urchin), 6221 nucleotides. RefSeq names its product glutamyl-tRNA(Gln) amidotransferase subunit B, mitochondrial-like. Gene Ontology annotation, molecular function: glutaminyl-tRNA synthase (glutamine-hydrolyzing) activity. The record is from RefSeq and is a predicted model, not a curated record. The transcript is spliced from 13 exons. Bases 257 to 1741 code for a protein of 494 amino acids. Gene Ontology annotation, cellular component: glutamyl-tRNA(Gln) amidotransferase complex; mitochondrion. Lineage: Eukaryota; Metazoa; Echinodermata; Echinoidea; Temnopleuroida; Toxopneustidae. Gene Ontology annotation, biological process: mitochondrial translation; glutaminyl-tRNAGln biosynthesis via transamidation.
GUUUUUAAAGAUGGCAGCUUGCAUGAGCACAUCGUGGAGGUUUUCUGCCUUCCAAAAACCGGUUGUGAUUUCCUUGAGAAGAUCUUAUAGUGGUUGGAGAGCAAUAAAACGAAGAAAUUAUUCUGUAACUUCUGAUUGAGGAGCUGAAUCAAGGUUGUGAAAUUUAUUAGCGCCACCAACGGGCUUCCUUGUAUUUCCGUAGAAGAGACAAACGAAGUCACUUGCUAGGCCGAGUUCAUUUGAAGGAUGGUCCAGCAUGGUUGGCCUUGAGAUUCAUGCCCAGAUACUCUCCAAUACCAAACUAUUUUCUGCUUCUAAGGCCCAAUUCAUGGCACCACCAAACUCGCUAGUCUCUUUUUUUGAUGCCUCUCUGCCAGGUACUCUUCCGGUCUUGAAUAGACGAUGUGUGGAAGCGGGUGUGCUGACAGCACUAGCCCUCUCUUGCUCUCUCAACAUGCGUUCAGUCUUUGAUCGUAAACACUACUUCUACGCUGAUUUACCGGCAGGUUACCAGAUAACCCAGCAGAGACUUCCCCUAGCAGUCGAUGGGCGUGUGGAGUUCACCCUCUUUGACGAGAGACGGAAAAACCCGCCAUCUCAUCGGUCGGUCCGCAUCAAACAGAUCCAGUUGGAACAAGACAGUGGAAAGAGUUUGCAUGAUGAGGAUAAUGCAGAGACGUUAGUGGAUUUGAAUAGGGCAGGAGUCGGUCUCAUGGAGCUGGUGACGGAGCCUGACCUUACGGACGGCACAGACUCGGCAGCUAUGGUAAGGGAGCUACAGCUUCUGCUUCAGGCUCUUGGGACAUGCGACGGCAAGAUGGACGAGGGCUCCCUCCGAGUUGACGCCAACGUAUCGGUCCAUCGCCCUGGUGAGCCUCCAGGCGUGAGGUCAGAGGUGAAGAACAUCAAUAGCAUCCGCUUUGUGAAACAAGCUGUAGAUUUUGAAAUCAAGCGACACAUAAAACUACUGGAAAGGGGCGAGAAGAUUCACUACGAAACCAGAGCAUUUGAUAAUUCACUAGGGAUCACGGUACCAAUGAGAGAGAAGGAGGGUCAGAUAGACUACCGGUUUAUGGCAGAGCCCAACCUUCCACCCCUCAUCCUUCAUGACAACACCACCAUACACCGAUCCCCUCAGCCUCUCAGGGCGAUCAACGUGGAUACCUUGAAGGAUAGCUUACCUGAGCUCCCGAGGUCUAGAAGACAAAGACUAGCAGAUCAGUAUGGCAUGCCACUGGAUAUUGCCCACCAAUUACUUAGCGAGCCUGGCUUGGUGGAAUAUUUUGAAUCUGUUUUGCAAGAAGACUCUGCUAGAGACAGUAAGAGGGUUUUGAAUUGGCUGACCACGGAAGUUCUCAGACACCUUAACCUCAAUAACAUCUCAGUGAAUGACAGCCUGUUACCUCCAUCGUCCUUUGGUGAACUCAUAGACCUGAUGCAGAGUGGAGCAAUAUCAGCAAAGACUGGAAAGACCCUUACCGCUAUGGUAUUUGACGGAGAUACCAGAAGUUUGACAGAGAUCAUUGAAGAGAAUGGAUGGGGAUUGAUUACAGAUGAACCUACAAUAAGGCAGAUAUGUGAGAGAACCAUUAACAGAAACACAAAAACAGUGGAGGAGUAUCACCGUGGCAACAAGAAGGCCAUCAACAGACUGAUGGGCAAUGUGCAGAAAGAGACGCAGGGAAGGGUCGACCCAAGCAUUGCCAUAGCAACUCUAAAAAAACUGCUGAAGCCACGCUGACGAUUGGUAAUGCACAGAAAAAGACGCUGGGAAGGGUCGAGCCGAGCGUUGCCAUAGCAACCUUCAAACAACCGCUGAAGCUGAGGUGACACUCUUCAUAGUCUGCUUGCUAUUGGUAAAUGAGUGAUGAAUCAAGGAAAGUAACUCCAUCUGGAUACUUUCUGAACUGAGGUGAACUAGUAGUUGUUAAAAGCUACUGAAAUCCUUGCAUCUUGAUUGGCUCAGAGCAAAUUUGUCAGUGAAAGCACGGAAAAGAUACUUUAUGAAACACUUCCCGAUGGUAGAUGGUAACAAAGAGUUUUGUUGUCGGGAAGAGGGAGGGAAGUUGUAAGGUUAUUCAAGUUUGAAGUGCUUUGUGCAUUUAUGUCAAGUUAGAAGUGCUUUGUGCAUUUAUGUCAAGGAAAGUGGGAUGUGUACAGAUAAGCCGGAAUUCACAGAGGCGAAAAUGAAUGUUUGGUUUCUUGCCAUGUUUUAUGCAGAUUUCAUGCAUUGAUUACGCUUAAUUCAGCGUGGAUAUUUAGAAAGCGUUCAGUAUAGUGAAUGUGGCCUUUUAUCACAGUGAGCGGGAUUGAUGCUUGUUUCCUAGAAUAUAGCAUUAAUGAGCCAAAUUUUUAUGAUUAAUCAACGUAAAUAGCUGACUCAUUAAUGUAGUAACCUUUAUAUCAAGCUUCAGUGUUGCUCCCUUAUGCACCCAUUAUUUGACUCUUAAUAUUUGCACUGAAUGAAGUGUGAUCUAGGAUUAACUCUACAUAAACCAUGGUUUUUCACCACAGAUGUAAAACCACUUUGUGAAUACAGACCUUUAUGAUUGUUGCAAACUGCCUAAUACAUUUCGCACAUGUAGUGAAGACUGUUCUCAUUCUGAAUAUAAAAAUUAAUUGCUUUUUCCGUCUCGUAGCAAAGAAUAUGCAAAAUAUUUGAGUGAAGGUGAUAGAGGGCAGCAUAGCAGCACAUGAUUUCUCACUCCCUGCUAAUGGUUUUUGUGCAAUGGUCGACUUUAUGUUAUUAAUAAUAAAUGUCAUAUUUAUCCAGGGUAGCCACAUCAGUUCCAAAAUCUGUUGUACCAGCGGGCCUUGAUUAACACAAUAUGUUCUUAUUACCCCCACUGCCUAUAGGCGCUCAAGCUUGAGUAUAGAGGAUGAAGUGGAUACGGAUCGCUAUUGAGAAAUUUUUUUGUGAUCAAAAGAAUGCAUAUCACGCUGAAAAUCAAAAUAAUCCAUAACUGAAGCGCAGGAAUAGUUUGUGUAUUUAGACUUUAAAAAAAAAAAGGGAUUUUUUUUCUUGUACAGAUUAUUAUCUCACUUAACCAGGAAUGGGAGUGCAAAGUGCCAUUGGAAUGUUGAUAAUUAUAUAAGGCUUUUUUUAUUUUCUACUUAUUUUCUUUCUUUCUUUUUUUGGUCACUUUUCCUCUUUCCCUUUUUUUUAUCCCUUCUUUUUUUAGGCACUGCCAAUAUAUGAAUCCGCCUGUACAUUUAGUCCUACAUUAUAUGGCUAAGAUUCAAAUAAUUGUAAUUAAAUAUAAAAAUGAUAACAACUAGGUGAAAGUGAUAUGACGUCACUAGCAUCCACAAUGCAUAUGACAUCAUGCAUACAUUUAUAAACGUGUUGUCAAAAUAUUGCAAAACUUAUUUUAGUAAUUUUCAAUGAUCAUGAUGAAAUUGUUGUUUUGUUAGUAUGAUUUUAACAAUAUCAAUCAUAAUUUUAGACGGAAAUAUUUUACCACCUUUAAAUUAACUAUAAUCUUUAUGUUUUAACAUCGUAAUUGAAACCCCCUCUUCCUAAGUGACUUUUGGUUCAGAGGGGGGGGGGGGGUGACAUUCAAGCUCAAUACCCACAACCUCAUUUCAUAUUGAAUGAGUAUUUUAGCAUAUUCUAGGAUAGAUACCACUCCUACUUCUCGUAUAUAAAAGUGAAGCCCCUGGGUAUGCAAUUGGAAAAUUUGCAUAAAUUGAAGUGAGUGUUAAAUUCCUGUUCAUUAUAAUGAUCUAAGAGACCCCAUAUAGGUUAUUUUGUUGGAAUUUUUUUUUUAAUAUAUUAAUUAAAAAAUUGAUUGAAAUAUGAGAAACAGGAAAAUUACCCUCUCCAGCUUGUCUACGACUUCAUCAACGCUGGGUUGUCAGAGAUGGGUGCUCUGCCGACAGAUGUUACCGAUGAAGGUGACAUUGGCGUUGUUCGUACCAUCUCCCAUCAAGGUCCAAACUGUUCCGGGUUGUCCUCUUUUCAUUAGUAGUUUCCAUCAAAGUCAGAAGUUGACCAAGCUGGAAUAUGUUUUUCCUGUUCCAAUCUGUCCUCGACUUCCCUUUUUUCAUUGUUCUCUGUUCCUACCGUCUAUUACUUCUUCCCGUUCUUUUCUCUCCUCGAGUCUCUUUUCUUCCCUCCCCUUUCACUAACUGUAGAGUGAAGAAAUAUGUUUUUCUUGGCUGUAUGAAUUUAUCUUCGGAGACUCAUUACACAGUGCUUUUCUUAAUUGUUUCCUAUUCUGUUGAGGGUUUCCUUCUGUCCGCCCCCCCCCCUGAGACUCCACCAGCUGCUGCUGAAAAGGAUUUUUUUCUUCAGAUUUCCUAUUUAAAGUGAGGCCUUUGGUUUGUCAAAUCGAAUUCCUGCACUAAUUGAAUGACAGACAAAUUCAUGAUCAUUUCCAUGUGGAAACGGGGAAAUGAUUUGAUAGCUUUUGGAAUGCAGUACUUGUCUACAUCACCUUCUCCAGCUUGUCUACGACUUCAUUGAUGCUUGUUCGAAAGAGAUUUGUGCUCUGUCGACAGAUGUUGCUGAUGGUGACAUCAGCAUUGUUUGUAGUAUCUCCCAACAAGGUGUGAAGUCGGCCAAGCCGAAAUAUAUGUCAUAGACAUCACACACUUUACUAGCACUCUCCAUAUUUGCUGUCUUGGCAUUUAAGCUGCUUCCAAUUCUCUUUCAUCUUUGACUUAGAUUAUUUUCUCCUCAAAGUUGUCAUGAUGGAAGUCUUUAAUACUCCCCAUACCACUUGCUUUCUAUAACCCUCUCCAGCUUGUCUACGACUUCAUCAAUGCUUGAGCUCUGUCGACAGGUGUUACCGAUGGUUGUAACAUCAGCAUUGUUCUUAGUAUCUCCCCAUCAAAGUCAGAAACCGGCCAAGCUGGAAUACGUCCCUCUUAUCCUAUUCCAGUCUCCCCUCUCCUUCCCUCUUUCAUUGUAAGGAUGCCAUCCAGGGGCCCGUCUUACAAAGAGUUGCGAUUGAUCGGACCAAUCGCAACUAUGGAUGGCCAGCAAUGUCAACAUCUAUUAUGCAUUUUUGUUCAAAAUAUUGAGAAACUAAGGUUUCUUCCCAAUAAUUUCCACCAUAAAUGUAGCUGAGGUAUAUCAGCUAUUAAAAGGUAGGGAUGUAUUUAAAAGUCAUGCACCAAUGGUGUCGACCCAGAUUCUAGGUGAGGAACAUCCACAUCCCACAUCCAACAGGAUUGACAACUGGAAUUCAGCGGGGUGCUCAAACAAUAGGGGGAGGGAAAAGGGGUUGGGAGCAGUUAUUCUUGCCUUCGAACUAAGCUUCUGUAGCCGACAAAAAACAUAGCAUGAAACAACGCGCCAAUAUCACAUAGAAAUGACGAUGUGUAGACAAUAUUGUCGGUGAAAUAUACACUGGUGAUAUUCUUGUAAGGAUUGGUAAAACAGAACAAAAAUAUAAGUUAUUUUAGGCACAUUUUCCACACUGAAAUCGUGUUCGCCAACCUUACACCUAAUUUCACUCACUUCGUUAUGCCAUCCAGUCAAAAGCUCAAAUUAAACAUUGAAAAUCGCUUGGAAAAUAUAAAAGGGCAAGAAGGUGAGGAAGACCAUUCAAGAAUUCAAAUUAUUUAUGAGCAAGAAUUUGGUAUUUUCGUUAAGAUGAAUUUGUGUAAUUAAUGAUUUAAAGGUGAUGGCCAGAGAGAGCUUGAUAUAUGUUUGUCUUUUUUUCGAUCGCAUCCACGAUUUUAAUAAUUGGAUUUAGGAGCAGAGAGCGAUUCAUCUUGUGCUGCUUUGUGGAGCUCUAUCAUACCCAGUGUUUAUAUACUGAAUGUUUUCAUUUUCAGUAUCAUCCCCCCUGCUUUAAGUUUGAAGGGGUAUAUAGGAACUGGCACGCGGUUUGGCAGACGGUCCAUUGCAAAUUGAUCCACUUUCUCCAUUUUCAUUAUAGAAAAUCAUUAUUUAUUAAGAAAAAAGACGAGUGCCGUAAUUUUGUUGUAAGCCAAGUUUUGAGCAAGUUCAAAACUUUACUGUUUACUGCGCUUCUGCAGGCAACUGCAUGUGAGAUACUUGCCAGAUACUGUCAAUGCAGGCUUGCUCGGAAUGCUGUGAUGGGGCCUUCAAUGAAUCAUUGAAUUUUGGUAAAUUAAUUUUACUUUUCUCUGUGAUAUUUUGUUCUGCAUCAUUCAAGUGUGACUGGUAAUAUUGGUUUGAACAAAAUUGUUAUGAAAAGAUCUGAUCCAUGUACCAUGAAAUCAAUAAAAACUCACUUCCUUUCAUA